This is a messenger RNA of Triplophysa rosa, 2094 nucleotides long. It is a transcript of the gene mxd3, whose product is annotated as MAX dimerization protein 3. NCBI's taxonomy places the organism in Eukaryota, Metazoa, Chordata, Actinopteri, Cypriniformes, Nemacheilidae. The coding region runs from base 268 to 867 and encodes 199 amino acids. Gene Ontology annotation, molecular function: DNA-binding transcription factor activity, RNA polymerase II-specific; protein dimerization activity; RNA polymerase II cis-regulatory region sequence-specific DNA binding. The transcript is spliced from 6 exons. The record is from RefSeq and is a predicted model, not a curated record. Gene Ontology annotation, biological process: regulation of transcription by RNA polymerase II.
UUUACAGGGGUGUAAAUAGAUUCUUACACUCAUAUUAAGAUUACGUUUUCCUCAUUUUUAUAUUAAGAGUGUUUAGCUCGGGGCUAAUGUCACAUAUGGUCUAAAAGCAUGUGUUGUUUUGGGAGCGGCCGCGCUCCCUAUGUGGAGGGCGUGAUGACACUGACGCGUAUGACGUGGCGAGCUGGAGCAGCUGAACUGAUCUCUUCACUUCAAAUCAGAUCAUAGUCGCUUUCUGUUGGCGCUUUUUAAACAAUAUUGUGUGUUAAAAUGGAGGUAAAUACAUGUAACAUUCAAGUGCUCCUGCAAGCAGCUGAAUAUUUGGAAAGGAGAGAAAGAGAGGCCGAGCACGGUUAUGCUUCAGUGCUUCCAUUUUACAGUAAAGGAGAAUCGGAUAAGAGAAAGAAGCAGAAAUCAAAGGGUCAUUCACCCGGCAACAACAGGUCCGUUCACAACGAAUUGGAGAAACACAGGAGAGCUCAGCUGAGGAAUUGUCUGGAUCAGCUGAAGCAGCAGGUUCCUCUGUCCUCUGAUUCAGCGAGGAACACAACCCUUAACCUGCUCAGACAAGCACAGGUGCACAUCAAGAAACUGCAGCAACAGGAUGAGCGUGCCGAGUUGCUGAAGAAUCGUCUGCGCUGGGAGCAGAGAGAACUGCGGAUAAGGCUGGAGAAACUCCAGGGCAACACAGAGAGGAUGCGCAAUGACAGCCUUGGAUCAGCCAUGUCCUCCGAGAGGUCUGACUCAGACAGAGAGGACGUUGAAAUUGAUGUUGAAAGCAUGGUGUGGACUCUGGAGUCAGAUGGACUGGGAUCAUCUCACGCUGAGGUGGACCACAGCUAUUCCUCAUCCGAUCAUAACUGGUUAUGACUGGAUCAGACCCUCCCAGGCCUAGAGACAUUACAAAACGGUAUUAAGAGGACGAGGAACAUCACGACAGCACUCACAGUUUGAUGGGCUUUGCCUUUGUAGCUGCAGAAAAGCCUUACCUUUCUCACAUUUUGAACCAACUGCCGCAAACCUUUCCAAAGCAUGACUGGAAUAUUUUGUGUAGUGUAUUCUUCACAAAUUGGCAUUAUGGUGCUCUGGUGUACCAUACACUCCGCAUGCCACUUAUUUGUUUUUCCUGACAAGUUAUGAUCACAUCGUCUUCUAUCCAGCUAAUGAGCUUCACUUUAGGGUCAGCCUGCAGUACACAUUUGCUUGCACUUAAAUCUUUAUUAUCCGGCUUAUUUAAUUUGUUCGUUGUUAUUCAUUAAGUCUAGUUUUGACACAUUGCACAAAGCAGACGCAUGAGCACUUGCUAUGUCUUCACAUGUGUGUUGUUCCCUUGAGGAUUGCUAAUGUGUGAUAUGUUUAUCAGCGUUUGAUAUGAUUUUUUUCUAAUGGGGAGGCUAAUUCAUAGGAUACGUUGCAAUUCAGAUGCAGAAAAUGCUUUCUUCAGAUCAAUGGAUUUUGGGAUUCAUAUUUUUUUCUCUUUUUUUUUUUUAAAUGAGUUUGUUACUGGGUAGAGCUUGGCUUUAAAUGAUUGUUGAUGAACUGCUAUCUUGUAUCGCCACAACUUUUAUUUUUCAUACUUUUUUAUAAAAUCCUGUGCUUUGGUUUAUUUGAGUAAAUCGAAGUUGGUGCUAUUCGAACAACAAGCUAUUACGCUGAGCCCUAAAACAGAAGCCAGAAAAAGAUUAUAUAGUGAAGUAUUUUUUUGUAUAGUAGAGAUAAAACGUGAACGUUCCCCUGAAACGUGUUAGUUAAUGCUCAUGUAAAAGAGUCUCUUUAUUACCUUUUUUAUUUUAUUACACCUUUACAGUAAUUUAGUACAUCGGUAGUAUUGACAAAAUACCCAAGCUGUAUUUGCAAACUGUUCAAUAUGUGCUCAUAUCACUCAUUUAUGCAAACUAUUAUGGACAUGCCUUUUGUUUGAAGAUGUUUGUACAGUAAUCGUUGUAACGUACACAUCAAAAUGUACAUUGUAUAUACAUUGGACACCAAAUGCCUUAUGAACUAAUGGUAUGUCAUUGGACCAAGAACACCUUUGUAUUUAUGUCUCUCCUUGUACUCAUAUGUAGCAUUUUAUUCUUUUUACCAACAUAAACGUUU